CGCGCCCUGGUGGCGAGAAGAAUGAUCCACUCGAGCGAGAGAGCGCAUUGAAGCAGUAAUAUAAUUAGGGAAAAAAAAGUUCCAGAAAAAACAACAACCAAUCUCCAAAUGUACCAAAUUUAAACGAGAGGCACCGGAAAAUAUUCGCAUGCGUAACGAGCUGCAUGUCACUUUUAUUUUGAAAUCCGGAAGCAGCAAAAACAAAACAAACGCCUUGAGAGUCACACAAACAUGCCGGUGGCCCGUGUAUGAAACAUACCUUUUCGAAUGUCACCGGUCGCGUAAUCUUCGAGUUCGCCGGGUUCAUUAAGUAAAUCAAGUGUGCGUUUUCCGUUGUUGGCGGCGAUGAAGAGCUUGGCGGUAUUGCACUCGCAGUUUGCGAGCAUCAUGGAGGCUCUGACCCGGGCCGCCGUGGCCGAAAUGUGCCAGCUGGUGGACGACAGCUACGCCGUCGUCCAAAUGGAGCUAACCCGCAGCCGCGAGGAGAACGACGAGCUCCGCAGGAAGCUGGAGCUCAUGGAGACCAUCAUCGCCCGGGGCUGCGAGGGCGCAGCCGCCGUUUCGGGCGCUGGAAGCCCGGUGGGAGGCAACGACAAGCCUGACGAGGUGCGUUUCCCAUCAUCGGGCCUGGCGGACAGGUCGCCAAAUGGCUGCAACGGGCUGAGAGGACGACCGACGCCUUUGUCGUCAGCGCCGAGCGUAGAAGACACGACCUCGGCUGCAGAGCAGGACACGUCGCGCGCCGGUGUCUUGAGGAGCAUAGAGGACGUGUCUCCGGUCAAACAGGAAGUGGCAAGUGACGAGGACGAUGCCAGCGAGCUGCUGCUUCUGGAUGAUGACGGAGCAGAACUGGCACCUGAAGCCGGUCCCUCCGGAAUGGUCGCCUCCAACUCAUCAAGCGAUUCUAGUCCUUGGGAACAAAAUAAUCACGCGGCACCUCGAGGUUCCCUUGGUUUUCCGGGCCCCGCGGGUCUUGCCAGAGACAUCUCCUCAAAUUUGGUCAGCGACAGCCUAAUCCCACCGGUGAUGGAGAGCUCGGCCUACGUUUCGCAAAGUCCCGACCGGGCUGUGGCUUCACGCGGCCCUGGAGGGGGCGCCGGCGAGCUGGACCUGGGCUCUUCGUGGGCCGAUCGGAGCCUGGCCAGCAUCAUGGCCCUCCACCACCGCCCCGCAUCCGACUUGAACACCGCUUUCCCUUUGGCUCUGGGCUUGGCGGUGUCCCGAUUGGACGCUACGGACCGAAGCCGCUUGUGUGGCGACCGGCGUUUCGUUUGCCACUACUGCGGCAAGUGGUUCUCGUCGGCGCGCAGCCUGGAGACACACGUGCGCGUCCACACGGGCGAACGGCCAUACUGCUGUGGCCAGUGCGGAAAGCGCUUUACGCAAUCGGGCCACCUGAAGACCCACCAGAGCGUUCACACGGGCGAGCGACCGUUUGCCUGCCACUGCUGCGCCAAGCGCUUUGCGGGCAAGCAGAACCUGAGGAUCCACCUGCAGAAGCACCACCCCGGAGAACAACAGGAAGGCUGAGCCCGGCCGGCCGGGCGACCAUCACUUUUUGACGUUUCAACUUUUGACCUCACCAAGACGUUUUGUGAAGAACCGUGUGCGAUUCUUUGUGCGCGGGCGCAUCUUUCUCGAGCCAUUCUUUAGGUUCUUAUUCAAUUUGAUUGCAGUUCUUUUGCUGUGAUUUGAUUCAAUUUCAAGUUGUUUGGUUUUCAAUUCUUUAGGUUGCCAUCUGUUUGAGGAUUUUGCUUUUUUAGGUCUUUGAGGACUUUUUAGAAUUGGAUUCAAUUCAAUUUUGAUUGAAACUCCUUGAUGUAAAUUUGGUAAGAAGUAAAGCGAGCGACGCAUUUUGAAAGAA
Messenger RNA from Syngnathus typhle (broad-nosed pipefish), 1864 nucleotides. RefSeq names its product zinc finger and SCAN domain-containing protein 10. The record is from RefSeq and is a predicted model, not a curated record. Gene Ontology annotation, cellular component: nucleus. The coding region runs from base 346 to 1530 and encodes 394 amino acids. The transcript is spliced from 4 exons. Lineage: Eukaryota; Metazoa; Chordata; Actinopteri; Syngnathiformes; Syngnathidae.